AUGCUUUUUACACUCAUAUUAUAUUCGAUAAUUUUAAUUUUGAUUAUUACUUUUAUUAUUAUCUAUGUAAAACAAUAUGAAUAUUUUAAAGCACGUCAAAUACCCGGACCCACGCCGUCCUAUUUCUUUGGCAAUGUGAAAACGCUAUGGAAUGCUGAAUCUCCAUCUCGACAAUUAGUCGAAUGGUCUAAACAAUUUGGAAAAAUAUAUGGUAUAUUUGAAGGUACGCGACCACAUUACAUUGUGUCCGAUGUUGAUUUUUUACAAGAAGUAUUCAUUAAACAAUUUUCACAUUUUCCAAUUCGAAAAACGACCAUAUUUUCAAAAGCACUUAACAAAGGUAAACGUAUUCAUUUGUUCAGUGCCCUGGGCACGAGAUGGAAACGUCAACGAAACGUCAUAAAUCCUACAUUUUCUGCUGUUAAAUUGAAGCAAAUGUCACCGCUCAUAAAUAACUGUAUCAAUGAACUAAUGAAAAAAUUACCCGACUAUAGUGAGAAACAUGAAGACUUUAAUAUUUAUGUACUGUACAAACGACUGACCAUGGAUGUUAUAUGUCGAUGUGCUUUUGGUGUUGAUACCGAUAUGCAGAACAAUCCGGAUAACAUCUAUUUAAAAAAGGUGGGUCAGGCGUUUUCAGUUAAUUUUCAGAAUAUGCCAUUGUUCAAAUUGGGCACAUUAGUUCCGCCGGUGGGGGUUAUUGUCGGUGAUCUAUUUAUAUUUCAAAACAAAGUUAGACAAAAAUUGAAUCAGCUGUUCCCAUCAACUAUCAAAAAAUUCGAACCAAUACCAGGCACCUGGAUCAUGGCACGUGUUGGCGAAGUUAUUGAAAUGAGAUCAGACGUAGCUAAGCAACGCGUUGAUUUACUGCAAUUGAUGCUGGAAGCAGCAAGUCGUGAACAGAUAAAAGAUAAAAAAGACGACGUCGAUGAACAAUAUAUUGCAAAAAAAUUAACGUACGAUGAAGUUAUUGCUAACGUUUUUCUAUUUAUGAUUGCCGGUUAUGAGACAACAUCAACAGCUCUUGCCUAUUGUACAUAUGUUUUGGCUAAUCAUCCAGAGGAACAACUUAAAUUACAAGAAGAAAUUGAUGAAUAUCUCUUGCAAAAUGAGGAUGAGGAAGAUCCUGACUAUGAUGUGAUAAAUCGUAUGCCAUACAUGGAUAUGGUUAUCAAAGAAGUACUCAGAAUGCAUCCAAUAGCAAUAUCAGGAAUUAUGAAUCGUGAAUGUACACAGGAAACAGAUAUUUGUGGAAUUAAAAUAACUAAAGGAGCUAUUGUACAACCAGACGUAUACUCAAUUCAUUAUGAUCAAGAAUUAUGGGGUCCACAAGAUGUGAACAAUUUUUGUCCCGAACGACAUUUGACAAAACGUCAUCCUCUUGCAUUCCUCGCAUUUGGAGUUGGACCACGAAAUUAUUAUCAUUCCCAUAUUUCAUAUUAUCAUUUAAAUCUGUAA
Molecule: messenger RNA, 1458 nt
Organism: Didymodactylos carnosus
Lineage: Eukaryota; Metazoa; Rotifera; Eurotatoria; Philodinida; Philodinidae
Source: the annotation of a GenBank genome assembly